AUGGGUUCAGCUUGGAAUGUUAAGGUGGAGACUCUGGGCUACCUCUGCCAGCAGCUCCAGGGGAUGAAGGCAGAAGUCUUCCUGGGGUUGCUGAUGAUCCUCAGCCUGGUCCAGGCAUCCCUACCUUCUUCCUAUGACGUGGCAGAGGGGCUGUCGGACAGGUCCCUGCUGAGCAGCGUGAAGGAGGCCAAGCAGGUGGUGGAUGCAGCCUACAAGCGCACUCGGGACCGGAUGAAGCAGCUCCUGCAGAACAACAUCUUGAACCCAGCAGAGCUUCUGGGGUACUUCAAGCAGCCGGUGGCAGGGACCAGAGCUGCUGUUCGGGCUGCAGACUACAUGGAGACCACCCUGAGCCUCCUCAAGGAGAAGCUGAGGGGGGCUGGGAAGGGGGACUUCAAUGUCACAGACCUACUGACACCAGCUCAGCUGGGGCUGAUCUUCAAGGCAAGUGGAUGUGACCAGCAGGAUAAGAGAAUGAGCUGUGACUCCUCUUACAACUACAGAACCAUCACUGGAGAGUGCAACAACAGGAGAAACCCAUCGCUAGGAGCCUCCAACAGAGCCCUGGUCAGAUGGCUGCCAGCAGAAUAUGAGGAUGGUGUGUCAAUCCCCCACGGGUGGACAGAAGGAAAGCUGGUCUCUGGGCACCCCUUUCCACUGGUCCGGAACGUGUCCAACCAGAUCAUCCGCUUCCCCCCCGAGCAGCUGAAGCUGGACCAGAAGAGGUCUCUCAUGUUCAUGCAGUGGGGACAGUUUGUUGACCACGACCUGGAUCUCAGCCCAGACACCCCAGCCAGAGUCCCCUUUGGUGGGGAGGUGGACUGUGGCACCAGCUGUGCCAAGGAGCUCCCUUGUUUCCCCAUCAUGAUCCCAGCCGAUGACCCCUACUUUCAGAACACAAAGCAGUGCCUGCCCUUCGUCCGCUCCGCUCCCGCCUGCACCGAGGGCAGAGCCGUCCGGGACCAGCUCAACGCCCCCACCGCCUUCCUCGACGGCAGCCAGGUCUACGGCAGCGAGGAGGCUUUGGCCGCCAAGCUGAGGAACCACAGCAGCCAGCUGGGCUUGCUGGCUGUCAACCAGCAAUACAGUGACGAGGGCAGGCCCUACCUGCCCUUCGGCAGCAUGCAGAAGGACCCCUGCCUCAUAACCAGCAGGGACGCCAAAAUCCCCUGCUUCAUUGCGGGUGACCCUCGAGCCACCGAGAUGCUGGAGCUGACGUGCAUGCACACGCUCUUCCUGCGCGAGCACAACCGCCUGGCCACCGAGCUGAGGACGCUGAAUCCCCACUGGGAUGGAGAGAAGCUCUACCAGGAGGCAAGGAAGAUCGUGGGUGCUAUCAUCCAGAUCAUCACCUACAGGGACUACCUGCCCCUGCUGCUGGGAAGCACCUUCCAGAAGUUCAUCCCUCCCUACCGGGGCUACGAGGAGGCUGUGGACCCGCGGAUCUCCAACGUCUUCACCCUGGCGUUCCGCUUCGCUCACGCCUCCGUCCCCCCGACCAUCGACCGCUUGAACCAGACCUUCCAGUCCAUGGGCCCCAAAAUCAAGCUCAGCACCUCCUUCUUCGCCCCCUGGAGGAUCAUUCAAGGAGGUGGUAUUGACCCCUUCCUGAGGAGCCUGAUGGCUAACCAGGCCAAGCUGAUGACCCAGAAGCAGAUGGUGGUGGAUGACCUUCGGAAUCAUCUGUUUGAGCAGGUUGAGAAGAUUGGCUUAGAUCUGCCCUCACUCAACAUGCAGCGGGGCCGAGACCACGGCCUCCCAGGGUACAACUCCUGGAGAAGAUUCUGUGGCCUCUCGCAGCCUUCUGGCCUGAGGACUCUUGCUCAAGUGUUGGGGAAUUCUGAGCUGGCCAAGACGUUCCUGCAGCUGUAUGGGACCCCAAAGAACAUUGACAUUUGGAUUGGGGCACUUGCAGAGCCCUUUGUGAGUGGGGGCAGAGUUGGACCUCUCAUGGCUUGCCUCAUUGGCACCCAGUUCAGGCACAUCCGUGAUGGGGACAGGUUUUGGUGGAGCCACAAAGGGGUUUUCACGAGGAAGCAGCGCGCUGCACUGUCCCAGAUCUCCCUGUCAAGAGUAAUAUGUGACAACACCAACAUCUCUGAAGUGCCCAGAAACAUCCUGAGGGCUAACACAUACCCUCAGGACUUUGUGAGCUGCAGCAAGAUCCCAAAGAUGGACCUUGGAGCCUGGAAGCCAGAGAUGACUGAGGAACUUGCAGAGCAAGCUGCCCCUGCUGACCGCAGCGGGGUUGGACCGGAUCACCUUCAAAGGGCUCUUGCAGCCCAAACCAGUCUGCGAUCUCUGCCUCCCCGCUUCUCUCUGCACAAGGUCCCUGCGCAGGGAGCUGCCUGCCGAGGAGCCGGGCCCGGGCAGCCCCGAGCCGGCCGCACCCUGCGCGCCGGCUGCGCGCCCACGGCUGGGCGCAGCGCUCGCAGCCGCCUCCGGCUCCCACCCGCCGUGCCCUGGGCAGCCCCCGCUGAACCGGCUCCCAGCAGCUCCCAGCCGCAGCCUCUGCGGAGCUCCCGGAGCUCCUUCCAGCUUUGCACCACCCACCUGCGCCUGAGGAAAGGAAUCCGAGCUCUGCUGCACAGCCUCAGCCGCUCCUGA
This is a messenger RNA of Dryobates pubescens (Downy woodpecker), 2607 nucleotides long. It is a transcript of the gene MPO, whose product is annotated as myeloperoxidase. Gene Ontology annotation, molecular function: peroxidase activity; heme binding. Gene Ontology annotation, biological process: response to oxidative stress. Bases 1 to 2607 code for a protein of 868 amino acids. Lineage: Eukaryota; Metazoa; Chordata; Aves; Piciformes; Picidae. The transcript has 14 exons. The record is from RefSeq and is a predicted model, not a curated record.